ACAACUAAAAAUCACUGCGUUUAGAAGAAAAAUAUAAUUAUAGCAUUAUAUAUUAAAAAAGAAAAGUUCAAAAGCAAGUUACGAGACCGAGGGAGCUUUAACUUUUUCUCUCCUCAGUUUUUAUUCUCAAAUUUUCUCUCCAUUUCCCAAUUCUGAGAAACCCUAAUUUUUUUUUUUGCUUCAUCAAUCGAUCCUUGCUAAUGGCCAACAGUAAUCUCCCUCGAAGAAUCAUCAAGGAAACUCAGCGUCUCCUCAGUGAACCAGCACCGGGAAUUAGUGCUUCACCAUCAGAGGACAAUAUGCGAUAUUUCAAUGUGAUGAUCUUUGGUCCCACACAGUCUCCAUACGAAGGAGGGGUUUUCAAGUUGGAACUAUUUUUGCCUGAAGAAUAUCCCAUAGCUGCUCCCAAGUUGGUUCGUGAUCCUAGUUUUGGAAAUUUCAGGGGUCGAGCUUUCUUGCAGCUUGGAAGAAUAUGCCUUGAUAUUCUCAAAGAUAAAUGGAGUCCAGCACUCCAGAUCCGAACUGUACUUUUGAGCAUUCAAGCACUUUUGAGUGCUCCAAAUCCUGAUGAUCCACUUUCUGAGAAUAUUGCCAAGCACUGGAAAACAAACGAGGCUGAAGCUGUUGAGACAGCUAAGGAAUGGACCCGUUUAUAUGCAAGCAGUGCAUGAUAUGAGUGGGAAAAUGUUUGCCCUCUGAAAGUAACACUAUGCAAUGUAAGCUAUUUUUGACGUGAAUUUCAUACGGAAAUUAUGAAGAAUUGAUGUUUGAAUGAGUUUGAUAUUCGCAAAGCUUCCAGUUUUUACCAGUUAAUCAUUUACCCGUUGGAAGCAGUCUCUGAACUUGUAUGAUAAUACACAUUGUUCUCUGAAACACUCUCGAAUGCUGAACUAUUGAAUUAUUCUCAAAUUUAGCUAAUCAGGUUAAGGUUUUGAUGCAGUAGUUAUAUACCAUGUUCUUCAAUUGAAAAAUAGACUGGAAAAUGUAAGUGAAAUAAAAGAAUGAAGUGAAUUAAAUUUGGGAUUCAGGUUUAAAGUU
Molecule: messenger RNA, 1038 nt
Organism: Durio zibethinus
Lineage: Eukaryota; Viridiplantae; Streptophyta; Magnoliopsida; Malvales; Malvaceae
Product: ubiquitin-conjugating enzyme E2 36-like
Source: RefSeq, a predicted model, not a curated record